GCUUCGCCCCUCCUAAAACCCUAGCUCCAGAACCAACUAAACCCGCGAAGCAACAAGUCGAAGGCGGCGGCGGCGGAGGCGAUGGGGAGCGACACGGAGACGGAGAAGAAGAGGACCCCGCUGGCGCUAGCGCCCAUUGCGAAGCCCCUCGCAGGCAAGAAGCUCUGCAAGCGGACCCUAAAGCUCGUGCGCCGAGCCUCCGAGGCCAAGUGCCUGAAGCGGGGAGUCAAGGAGGUGGUCAAGAGCAUCCGCCGUGGGAAUAAAGGGCUUUGUGUGAUCGCUGGAAAUAUUUCUCCUAUUGAUGUGAUUACACAUGUUCCGAUACUUUGUGAGGAAGCUAAUGUUCCUUACAUAUAUGUUCCGUCGAAAGAGGAUCUUGCGACCGCUGGAACCACUAAGAGGCCAACUUGCUGCGUCUUAGUUCUGACCAAACCAACCAAGGGGGAGCUCAGUGAAGAGGUGAAGGAGAAGCUGAAGUCAGACUAUGACCAGGUUGUGACGGAAGUUGCUGAGGCUACAUCUGCAAUGUUCUGAGAACAAUUCCAGGACCACAGUGUCUGAGAAUCAGGCAAUUUAUUUGCGUAGUAUGUAACAUCCUGACAAGCCUGCCCUACUUGUGAACUGCACUGGUGUGCUAUCAAGGGUUCAGCUGGAGAGCUGAUCAUUAUGUAUUAUGGACUACCCUUGUUGAUCGUACAAUGAUUAGAUAAUUAGCCAAUUAGAUUUGGUGAGCAGAUUGUUUCCGGUGAAACUACCAGGUUUUGUUAGCUUCUGCAUAACUCUUGUCCUAGUGUUGAUGGCUUAUCUCCAA
Panicum hallii is the source of this 811-nucleotide messenger RNA. Its product is annotated as H/ACA ribonucleoprotein complex subunit 2-like protein. Gene Ontology annotation, molecular function: box H/ACA snoRNA binding. The coding region runs from base 82 to 534 and encodes 150 amino acids. Gene Ontology annotation, cellular component: box H/ACA snoRNP complex; nucleolus. The transcript is spliced from 4 exons. The record is from RefSeq and is a predicted model, not a curated record. NCBI's taxonomy places the organism in Eukaryota, Viridiplantae, Streptophyta, Magnoliopsida, Poales, Poaceae. Gene Ontology annotation, biological process: snRNA pseudouridine synthesis; rRNA pseudouridine synthesis.